AUGAUGGCUCCUCAACCUUUGGAACAACAGGGAGACGAAGAGAUGCUGGUGCCACACUCAGAUUUAGUUGAAGGUCCUCAGCCUUUAGUCGAAAGUCCUCAGCCCAUGGAAGUGGCACCAACGAACAAUGCUGGGGCAACGGAGAACCAGGCAAGUGACGAGCCACAAGCAUCACGGUUCACAUGGGUGAUUGAGAACUUUUCUCGCAUGAAUUUGAAGAAGCUCUAUUCUGAGGUCUUUGUCGUUGGAGGUUAUAAAUGGCGGGUGCUUAUUUUUCCAAAAGGAAACAAUGUGGAGCACUUGUCAAUGUAUUUAGAUGUGGCCGAUUCAGCAACCUUGCCAUAUGGUUGGACUAGAUAUGCGCAGUUUAGCUUGGCUAUUGUCAACCAAAUCCAUAGCAAGUAUACAGUAAAAAAGGACACACAACACCAGUUCAGUCAAAGGGAGAGUGAUUGGGGUUUCACUUCUUUCAUGCCUCUUAGUGAGCUCUAUGACCCCAGUAAGGGGUAUCUCGUUAAUGAUACAUGUGUUGUGGAAGCUGAUGUUGCUGUCCGGAAGGUCAUUGAUUACUUGACAUAUGACUCGAAGAAGGAGACAGGUUAUGUUGGACUUAAGAAUCAGGGAGCAACUUGUUACAUGAACUCUCUCCUUCAAACAUUGUACCACAUCCCUUAUUUCAGAAAGGCUGUGUAUCAUAUGCCCACGACAGAGAAUGAUAUGCCCUCGGGGAGCAUACCUUUGGCCUUACAGAGUUUAUUCUAUAAGCUUCAAUAUAAUGACACCAGUGUGGCUACAAAAGAAUUGACUAAAUCUUUUGGAUGGGACACAUAUGAUUCCUUUAUGCAGCAUGAUGUACAAGAACUUAAUAGAGUUUUGUGUGAAAAGCUUGAAGACAAGAUGAAGGGAACUGUUGUAGAGGGGACAAUACAAAAGUUGUUUGAAGGGAACAACAUGAACUACAUAGAAUGUAUCAAUGUAGACUUCAAAUCUACCAGAAAAGAAUCAUUUUAUGACCUUCAACUGGAUGUCAAAGGCUGCAAGGAUAUUUAUGCCUCCUUUGACAAGUACGUGGAAGUUGAACGUCUUGAAGGAGAUAAUAAAUAUCAUGCCGAAGAACAUGGUUUGCAGGAUGCCAAGAAGGGGGUCUUGUUCAUCGACUUUCCUCCAGUUCUUCAGCUUCAGCUAAAGCGCUUUGAAUAUGAUUUUAUGAGAGACAUAAUGGUUAAGAUAAAUGAUCGCUAUGAAUUUCCGCUGGAGCUUGACCUUGAUAAAGACAACGGUAAAUAUUUGUCACCUGAUGCAGAUAGGAGCGUACGUAACCUUUACAUGCUCCAUAGUGUUCUGGUACAUAGCGGUGGGGUGCAUGGUGGACAUUAUUAUGCUUUCAUCAGGCCAACCCUUUCUGACCAGUGGUACAAAUUUGAUGAUGAGAGGGUCACUAAAGAAGAUACAAAGAGAGCAUUAGAGGAGCAGUAUGGCGGUGAGGAAGAGUUGCCGCAGACAAAUCCUGGUUUCAAUAAUACUCCAUUUAAAUUUACAAAAUACUCAAAUGCCUACAUGCUUGUGUAUAUACGUGUGAGUGACAAGGAUAAGAUAAUCUGUGAUGUGGAUGAGAAGGACAUUGCAGAACAUCUUAGGAUAAGACUGAAAAAAGAACAAGAAGAGAAGGAAGACAAGAGAAGAUAUAAAGCGCAGGCCCACCUUUAUACCGUUAUCAAGGUUGCUCGAGACGAGGAUUUAAGGGAACAGAUUGGGAAGGAUAUAUUUUUUGAUCUUGUUGAUCAUGAUAAAGUCCGUAGUUUUCGAAUUCAGAAACAGAUGCCUUUUAAUCUUUUCAAGGAGGAGGUUGCCAAAGAAUUUGGCAUUCCAGUUCAAUUUCAGCGUUUUUGGAUUUGGGCAAAGAGACAGAACCAUACUUAUCGUCCAAACCGUCCAUUGAACCAACAGGAGGAAGCACAGACUGUCGGAGCAUUGAGAGAAGUUUCUAAUAAGGCCCACAAUGCAGAGCUGAAGUUGUUUUUGGAAAUAGAAUGUGGACAGGAUCUACAUCCCGUUCCUCCACCUGACAAAAGUAAAGAAGACAUUCUUCUGUUCUUCAAGCUUUAUGAUCCAGAUAAAGAAGAGCUUAGGUAUGUUGGUAGGCUUUUUGUUAAAAGCUCUAGCAAGCCAAUUGAGAUCCUGACAAAACUAAAUGAAUUGGCUGGAUUUGCUUCUGAUGAAGAGAUUGAACUUUUCGAGGAAAUAAAAUUUGAGCCUUCUGUCAUGUGUGAACGCCUUGACAAAAGAGCUUCAUUUCGGUCAAGCCAGAUUGAAGAUGGUGACAUCAUUUGCUUCCAGAAAAAGCCUCUCCCUGAAAGUGAAGAAAAAUUUCGAUUUUCUCAUGUUCCUUAUUUUUUGGAAUAUGUGAAAAACCGCCAGAUUGUCCAUUUUCGAGCUUUGGAGAGACCCAAGGAAGAUGAAUUCUGCCUAGAGUUGGCAAAGAACCACACUUAUGAUGAUGUUGUGGAAAGGCUUGCUCAACGUCUCGGCUUGGAUGAUCCAUCUAAAAUUCGGCUUACUCCUCAUAAUUGCUACUCUCAGCAACCAAAGCCUACUCCCAUCAAAUAUAGAUCGGUUGAUCAGUUGGUAGACAUGCUUGUGCACUACAAUCAGAUCUCUGAUAUUCUUUAUUAUGAAGUACUGGACAUUCCUCUGCCACAAUUACAAUGCCUCAAAACACUGAAAGUUGCUUUUCACUCUGCCACAAAGGAUGAGGCUGUAAUUCUCAAUAUUAGGUUGCCGAAACAGGGUACAGUGGGGGAUGUGCUUAAUGUGAUAAAAGAAAAGGUAGAGUUGUCACAUCCAAAUGCCGGACUUAGGUUGCUUGAAGUUUUCUAUCACAAAAUUUAUAAGAUCUUUCCUCUCAAUGAAAAGAUUGAGAAUAUAAAUGACCAAUACUGGACCUUGCGGGCUGAGGAGAUUCCAGAAGAAGAGAAGAACCUCGGUCCAAAUGACCGCUUGAUUCAUGUUUACCAUUUUACGAAAGAGUGUGCUCAGAAUCAAGUGCAAAUCCAAAAUUUCGGGGAACCCUUCUUCUUGGUUAUUCAUGAAGGUGAAAUGCUGUCAGAUGUUAAAUUGCGGAUUCAAAAGAAAUUACAGGUUCCAGACGAGGAGUUUUCUAAGUGGAAGUUUGCUGCAUUGUCACUGGGUCGUCCAGAGUAUCUUGAAGACUCUGACAUUGUGUCUAGUCGUUUCCAGAGGAGAGACGUUUACGGUGCUUGGGAGCAGUACCUUGGGUUAGAGCACUCUGAUACUACUCCAAAGAGGGCGUAUACUGCAAACCAGAACCGACAUACAUUUGAGAAGCCUGUCAAAAUAUACAAUUAA
Molecule: messenger RNA, 3366 nt
Organism: Fraxinus pennsylvanica
Lineage: Eukaryota; Viridiplantae; Streptophyta; Magnoliopsida; Lamiales; Oleaceae
Source: the annotation of a GenBank genome assembly